GUUUGUUAGGACAUCCAGCCCUGCUUGAUGCGUCUGCUCUGCAUCCUCAGCAGACUGAUUCAGAGACUGCUGAACCAAAUCCAGUCAACAAUAACAAAGAUUUAUGUUUUGCCCAUCCCCGUAUAUCCCCUGCGCCUCACAGCGAGGAGGGGCGGAGUUCUGAGCAGACGCAGGAUAACAGGCGAGGACGGACGACACCGAGGGCGCGUGGUGGAAGCGAAGCAUCUGCAGCCUUCAGACCCUGACGUGAUGGAGCUCUAUCUCGACCUGCACUCGCAGCCCUGCCGCUCUGUUUUCCUGUUUGCCAAGGCGGUCGGGAUUCCCUUUGAGUUUAAGCUUGUGGACCUCGCUGCAGGGCAGCAGUACAGUGAGGAAUUUGGAAAGAUCAGCAUCAUGAGGAAGGUUCCCGUCAUGAAGGAUGGGAGCUUCAUUCUGACCGAAAGCGUGGCGAUCCUGAAGUACCUGGCACAGAAACAUUCGUCAUCAGUGGCAGAUCACUGGUAUCCCGCCGAACUGAAGCAGCGAGCUUGUGUGAAUGAGUACCUGUCCUGGCAGCACAUGAACCUCAGAACUCACGGGUCAAAGGUCUUCCUGCUCAGGGCUCUGUAUCCCGUCAUCAUGGGCUCUGAGGUGCCAAAGGAGAAGAUGGACGCUGCUAUCGAGGAUCUGAAUCAGUCGCUCAACCUGCUGGAGGAGAAGUUCCUGCAGAAGAAACCUUUCAUCGUUGGCGAAAAAAUCUCUCUGGCUGAUCUGGUGGCUGUAGUUGAGAUCAUGCAGCCUGUUGGAACCGGCCUGGAUGUGUUUGAGGGCCGUCCCAAGCUGAUCGCCUGGAGAGAGCGGGUGAAGAAGGAGAUCGGCGAAAAGCUCUUCGACGAAGCUCACGAGGCGAUCAUGAAGGUGACCAGCCUGCCACAGAAGAUGAAGAGCAACAGUGACCUGGAGAUGCUCAUACCAAAGUUUCGGAAGAUUUUCAGCUGAAUAAGUUUUCCGUGUACAAGCAGAAAUAAAACGACUGUGGUGGGUGUCAAAAA
Molecule: messenger RNA, 1031 nt
Organism: Acanthopagrus latus (yellowfin seabream)
Lineage: Eukaryota; Metazoa; Chordata; Actinopteri; Spariformes; Sparidae
Gene: gstt1a
Product: glutathione S-transferase theta 1a
Exons: 6
Coding region: 28-978 (316 amino acids)
Biological process (GO): glutathione metabolic process
Cellular component (GO): cytoplasm
Molecular function (GO): glutathione transferase activity
Source: RefSeq, a predicted model, not a curated record